Ictalurus furcatus (blue catfish) is the source of this 4959-nucleotide messenger RNA. It is a transcript of the gene filip1b, whose product is annotated as filamin-A-interacting protein 1. The transcript has 7 exons. Lineage: Eukaryota; Metazoa; Chordata; Actinopteri; Siluriformes; Ictaluridae. The coding region runs from base 400 to 3936 and encodes 1178 amino acids. The record is from RefSeq and is a predicted model, not a curated record.
GUGGGAGCCUACCAACGGUCUGCUUGGCUCUCUCUGACCUUGCUUACUUCAAGCUUGGAGCUUGAAUUUUUAAGUGCUGGUGGUGAUAGAGAAGAUCUGACCACCUCCUUUCUCUGAUUGGUCUCUCUCUCUCUCUCUCUCUCUCGCCACACUCUCCUUUCUCUCUCUUCUCCUUCGAAGCAUGUCAGAGUGUCUCUGCUGGCUUGCAGAGUUCGAGAGAGGACAAAACACAGACAGGGAGUUAGAGGCAGGAAAGAGGGUUGGAAAGAGUUCUCUUUCUCAUGGUGUCUCCUUCUGGGCUGUUCAACUGAAGCAGAAGUCAGAAGAAGGACUGGAAGUUAUUUUAGGAUUUCUUUUGCUUUCUGUAAGCACUCAUACUUUGGGACCAUUGUUGAAAGAAUGAGGUCCAGGAGCAGUGGGAUGGAGGCUCCUGACAGUGGACGCCUUCAAGUCAAACAGUCCAGCAAAGGCUACCAAAAAGACAAGGAGGAAGGAGACAGCAUUGAGCAUAUGAUUAAGAAAAGUCCCACCGUGGUGAAGGAAGAGAAAGUAGAGGACGGUCCUGUACGUGAGACGGUGACGAGUUCGCAGAAAUCCACAGGAGAAAUGUACAGGAAGAAAGCAGGACUAUUGCAGCUUUCUAAAGAGGAGCUGCUUCACCUGCUCAGCAUCAUGGAGGGAGAGGUGCAGGCUCGUGAGGACAUUAUUCACAUGCUGAAGUCAGAAAGGGUGCAGCCUGAGUCUCUGGAGGCUCAAUAUGGAUCAGCUGUCCCCGUCACACCUCUGCAGGCCUUACAGAGAGACAACAUGCUCACCUGUAACAGGAUGCGUGAGAACAACGUCUAUGAGAUCCCCAUGAUGGAGCUGGACCGUUUGGAGGAGAAGCACAGAGAGACGUACAGAAGGAUGCUCGAGCAGCUCUUGCUGGCUGAGAAAUGCCACCGUCGCACAGUUAACGAGCUGGAAUGCGAGAAGCGCAAACACGUCGACUUCAUGAACAAGAGUGAUGACUUCACGAACCUGCUGGAGCAUGAGCGUGAGAGACUAAAGAAACUGUUGGAGCAGGAGAAAGCAUACCAAACCCGUAAAGACAAGGAGCACAGCAGGCGGCUAGAAAAAGUAAGAGAAGAGCUGGUGAAGCUAAAGUCCUUCGCUCUGAUGCUGGUAGACGAGCGGCAGCUCCACAUUGACCAGAUUGAUCAGCAAAGCCAAAAGGUCAUGGACUUCAGCAAAAAGCUGCAAGAGAGAGAUCAACAGCUGGAAAGUGUCACCAGCAAAUACAAAGAGGACAGUCAGAGAAUUCAGAAGUUGGAAGUGGAGUUGGAGCAUAAAGCUGCUAAGUUUUCACAGGAACACGAGGACAUGACAACCAAGCUCUCCAGUCAGGAAUCCCAAAACCAACAGUUACGCACAAAGCUGGCUGGUCUGUCUCGGAGAAUUGAGGAGCUGGAAGAAAGUAACAAAGCACUUCAGAAAUCCGAGGAGGAUUUGCAAGAGUUAAGGGACAAAAUCAGCAGGGGAGAAUGUGGUAACUCAAGCCUCAUGGCUGAGCUUGAAACUCUCCGUAAAAGAGUGCUGGAGAUGGAGGGAAAGGAUGAGGAGAUCACAAAGGCAGAAGCACAGUGCAAGGAGCUGAGGAGGAAGCUUCAAGAUGAAGAGAAUCAAAGUAGUGAGCUGAAAACUGAAAUAGAAAAGCUACAGAAAAGGAUGGCAGACUUGGAGAAACUUGAAGGAACAUUUAAUGCAAGCAAAUCAGAGUGUACACAACUUCAUGCAAGCCUAGAACGAGAGAAGAACUUCACAAAGAAUUUAACCAAGGAGCUGGAAACUGUUAAAAAUCAUGUUAAAGAGAUUAAGUGUGCUGAGUCAAGGCUUGAAAAGGCAGAAAGUAGCUUAAAAGAUGAUUUGACAAAACUCAAGUCAUUUACUGUAAUAUUAGUGGAUGAGAGGAAAAACAUGGCAGAAAGAAUUAAGCUAGAGGAGCAAAAAAGCGAAGACAUGAGCAAGCUGUUUAAGGCUGAGCAAGGCAAGGUCAUGGAAAUCACAGAGAAGCUGAUUGAAGAGAGCAAAAAGCUUUUGAAACUGAAGUCAGAGAUGGAGAUGAAGGUGUCAGCUCUCAUAAAAGAGAAAAAUGCUCUAAGGACAAGACUUGCAUGUGAAGAAGAUAAACAACAUGAUCUCAAUGCAAAGGUCAACCUAAUGCAAAAGAGGGUGGACUGUUUGGAGGAGGCUGAAAGAAAAUCCAGAAGCAGACCUGAUGUAGACAAGGCAAGAUAUGCUGAUGACGACAACAAGGUUAAAGAGUUAACAGAGGAGAUUGAUAGGCUGAAGAACCGCUUGAAGCAGCUAGAAGUUGUGGAGGGUGAUUUGAUGAAGACAGAGGAUGAAUAUGAUAUGCUUGAAAAGAAGUUCAGAACAGAGCAGGAUAAGGCCAAUGUCCUUUCUCAGCUCCUGGAGGAAAUGAAGUCACAGAUUGCCAGAAACAAGGCAAUCGAAAAGGGGGAAGCUGUGAGCCAAGAAGCUGAACUAAGAUUGAGGUGCAAGAUGGAGGAGGCCAAAACAAGAGAUUUGCAGGCAGAUGUCCUGGCUCUUAAGGAGAAGAUUCAUGAGCUGAUGAACAAGGAGGAUCAGUUAUCACAACUUCAGGUUGAUUACACAGUUCUACAGCAGAGGCUCAUCGAAGAGCAGGACAAAAAGAAAAGUAUGAGCCAACAGAUCCUAAACCUCACCAAAGAGUUAGAGGUGACUAAGCGAUACAGCAGAGCACUACGGCCUAGCAUGAAUGGAAGGAGGAUAGUGGAUGUCCCUCUUACUUCAACAGCUGUCCAGACAGAUGCACAUGCUAAUGAAGCUCUUGAAGAAGAGACUCCAGCAGUAUUCAUAAGGAAAUCUGUUCUGGAAGAAAAUCAUGUGAUGAGCAAUCUGAGGCAGAAAGGUCUUAAAAAACCAGCAGUGCUGGACCGGUAUCCGCCUGCAUCUGCAGAACUAGGUAUGAAAAAAUCAUUGAUUCCCUGGAUGAAGAAGAAAGAUGCAAGUGCUGAUGCACAGGACGGCUUAGACAAGUUGACUUAUAAAGUUAAUGGAGAUGCGUCACCUCAACCACCAGAGUUAACCAUGUCACAAAAACCAGGCCAGCCACUGCAUAUAAGGGUGACUCCAGGUCAUCAAAACAGCACUGCCACAUUGGAGAUCACCAGUCCUCGUGCUGAGGACUUCUUCUCAAGCACCACAAUUAUUCCCACUUUAGGGAUGCAGAAACCAAGGAUAACUAUAGUUCCUAAAUCCACUACUGUGUCGCCAAAGGGCAGCUAUGAUGUAAUGGACAGGACCAAGUCUCCAGUGACCAUUACGACCAUUUCUAGAGCCAAGUCCCCAGAGGGAAGCAAGAUCUCCUACCCUGACUCCCCAAGCUCUCCUGUCUCAGUCAUCACAGUUAGCACAAGCCCAGUGAUGCAGGCGCCUAUCUCUCCAGAGCCUCAGGAGACCUCAAGCAUGGGCCGAGCUGUGUUUAAGGUGACUCCAGAGAAGCAGACAGUGCCAACACCAGUUCGCAAAUACAACUCGAACACCAACAUCAUAACAACAGAAGACAACAAAAUACAUAUUCACCUAGGGAGUCAGUUCAAGAGGUCUCAGGACUCUGGAAGUAGUCCCACACUCACAGUAAGGCCUCUGAGUCUAUGCACAGAGAGCAAGGAGACACCCAUUACAGGAACUGUCCUGCGUUCCCCUCGACAGUCCUCCACUUCUUUAGGGAAAACCACACCUGGCAAGAUGACAAGUAGCAUCACCAUUACCCCCAUCACAUCUGCUCCUUCCAGGCCAACCCAGUCUGUGUCCGGGACGGAUGUGCAGUCAACUUGGUCUUGCUCAGCAACACGAAUCCCUAUGUCAAAAGAAAAUGUUGUGCUCCGCAUGACUUUUGACCCUCGUUGAGAUUGAGGUGUAGCAAACAUCUCCACAGCUCAGAUUGCAGUGCAGUCAGAUGUCAGCUCCUCAUCUGGCACCUGGAUCAGCACCACCCUGAACUUUACCCCUGGAACCAAGCUGGGAAUCUGGAGCACACAAGUCUGUUGAUAUGUUUUUUGUUUUUUUUUUGUAAUAGAGUGUGAUUCAGUGGUGAUGGGAUGGUUUUGUGGAGAAAAAAGUAAGUUGUGGGAUAACAUGGUAAACGAAUGCAUGUGAAUAGGAGAGAGCUGGAUUUAAAUUUUACAGAAGCAACAUACAAUACAGUGUAAACAUGACUGUCAUUUACAAGAUAUGUAAGAUGUAAGUGAUGUUGAUUUAAUUGUUUUAAUUUAAUUGUGAAGGCCUCCGAUUUGUAUGUAUAUGCAGUUAUGAUGGUAUUGAAGUGGAAAUAUAUGUAUAUACAAACACUGACAUUAUAGAGCUACUUUUUUAAUGGAGCACGUUUUCAAUUAAAAUAUGGACUCUGACCAAGUCGGUCAGUGGAAUUUUAUUCAUUUUAAUAACUCAUUGUUCAAUCUGUACAGUCCAGAUAUGCUUUCUAAAACAGAAAUUAUAGUACAUAGUGUUAUUAUUAAACUGGAAUCACGUAAACUAGAGUAGGAUAUUAAAAGCCUGAAAUUAUGGGCACUUUCAAUAAACUAACACAAUUUUAGCAGUCUUGUGUUAAAAUUGUGCCUUUUAACUUUCAGCAGAAAGUUGUUUGAAUAGUAUGUUCCAUAUCUCAGAUGUACUGUAGAUUAUGUUUACACAAUCCCAUCCCUCAAACUCAAAACACCCUAGUCAUUCAUGAAUGAGUCGAAUCUGUGAGCUGGUUCUUUUAGAUGGGAGUCAAACUCAGAAAAAGCUGUAAUAUCAUUUUGUUAAAAUUAAUCUGUAUUUUGUAUUCCUGACUCUUUAAUGCCAUUAAUCACAUACAGUGUAUGUAGUGAAUCUUAUCAACAAUGUCUUGGUUGUCUGGAACAGAAUUCUACUGAGAAAGUUAAGACAUGU